Molecule: messenger RNA, 1812 nt
Organism: Acanthamoeba castellanii str. Neff
Lineage: Eukaryota; Discosea; Longamoebia; Acanthamoebidae
Product: PB1 domain containing protein
Exons: 1
Coding region: 1-1812 (603 amino acids)
Molecular function (GO): protein binding; zinc ion binding
Source: RefSeq, a predicted model, not a curated record
AUGGUAGUACUCAAGGUCACGUACGGUUCCGAGAUCAGGAGGAUCACGGUCGACGACACCCAGGCCUUCUCCUACAAGGACCUGCGCGUCCUCCUGAAGAAGCUCCAUCACAACACUCUCCCGAACCACUUCGAGAUCAAGUACCUCGAUGAUGAGAACGACAAGGUGACCAUCUCCAGCGAUCGCGAGCUCGCCGAUGCCCUCCAAUUUGUCAAGACGGCCAAGCAGCCUCUCCUCAGGAUCAUGCUCUCGGAUCCAGUCAAGAAGGCCGCCCCCGCCCCUGCGCCCGCCCCGGCUCCCGCUGCCGAAGCUCCCGCUGGCAAGGAGAAGGAGUCCCAGCAGGCUACCGGUGCCUUCAGCCCCACGCAGCUGUUGGAGGUGAUCGAGGCCGCCCUCAGCUCGCCCGAGGUCCAGCAGACCUGGGAGAACGUCCAGGACACCUUCACCACCUGCGUCGACCAGGCCGUGCAGGAGGGCCGCACCGCCGCGCACUACGUCCAGCAGCACCCGCAGUUCUCGCGCGUUCAGCACCUCCUGACCGAGCGCCUGCCGCAGGCCAUCCACAACGACUUCAACACCACCCUCCCGCGGCUCAUCAACGACAUUCAGGCCAUCUUUGCCAACAUCCAGAUCCCCAUCGCGCCGGCCGCCCCCGCGCCUCCCACCACGCCUCAGGUGCACCACCACGCCAUCUGCGACGCGUGCGAGAGCCGCAUCGUGGGCAUCCGCUACAAGUGCACGAGCUGCCCCGACUACGACCUGUGCGAGGCGUGUGAGGCCAAGACCCCGGCCGUGCACGACUCGACCCACUACUUCAUCAAGCUGCGCACCCAGCUGCCGUGGGGCAUGGAGCACGUCCGUCUCGCCUCGUCGCCCACCAACACCAGCCCCCUCGGCCGUGCCGCGCGCUGCCCCUACUUCCAGGUGCCCCAGCAGCGCCACCAGACCUUCCAGCAGCAGCAGCAGCAGCCGCAGCCCCAGAGCGAUCCGCAGCACCACCAGGGUCCUCGUGUGCGCCGCCACCCGUGCCGCUUCAUGCUGUCAGCCAGCUUCGUCUCGGACGUGAGCAUCGAUGACGGCACCGUGCUGUCGCCCAACACGCCAUUCGUCAAGGUGUGGCGUCUGCGGAACGACGGCGAGCGCGCCUGGCCCGAAGGCACCACGCUCACCCACGUCUUUGGCCCGCGCCUGUCCGACGUCCAGUCUGUCUCCGUGCCCGCCCUGCCCGCCGGCGAGGAGGUCGACGUGGCCGUCAACAUGGUCAGCCCCGCCGACGCCGGCCACUACGUCAGCAACUGGCGCCUGACCGGCCCGCGCGGCUACAAGUUCGGCCACCGCGUGUGGGCCGACAUCACCGUCCAGCCCGCCACCACCGUCACCAACUCCGUUCCCGCCGCCGCCGAGCAGCCGCAGGAGGAGUCCAAGGUCGAGGAGGCCGAGCAGCAGACCACCACCUCGACCCCGACCGUCGAAGAGCCCGCCUCGUCCGAUAGCGAGUGGGAACAGAUCAUCGAAGAAGAGGAGGAGAAGAAGGUGGAGGAGGAGGCCGUCGUCGAGCCGGUCGAGGAGCCCAAGGUGGUGCAGAUCGUGAUUGAGGAUGCCCCAGUCCCCGUCGUCGCUGCUCCGGCCGCCACGCCUGCUCCCGAGCCGGCCCAGGCCGCUCCUGCUCCUGCUGACGAGGACGACGGUGUGAGGAUCGUGCUCGAUCAGCUCGCGCAGAUGGGCUUCCACGAUCGCGCGCUCAACAAGAGGAUGCUGGCCAAGAACAGGGGCAACGUGCUCGCCACCAUCCACAAGCUCCUCGACAUGUAA